CAGGGCAUAAAGUCCCAGGAUGUUAAGUUAUCACAGCCUAUGGUUCCCCAAAUCAUAUCACCCCUGGAUACCCAAGGCAUGAUGCCCCUGGAUGUAAGAGAGACCGAUCUUCUGAAUGCUGAGAAAAAGAGACCCGAAAAUGUUCAGGGCAUGAGACCUCUUGAUACUCAGGGCUCAAAACACAUAAAUGCUCAAUCUUCAAAGCCCCUGGAUAUGCAGGGCAGCUGGCCCCUGGAUGCUCAGGCCUCAAAGUCCCUGGAUUAUAAGGGUAUGCGGCUCUGCAUGCUCAUGACGUGUUUAAAGACAGCUAGGGCCUCAAACAUUACCAUUACUGAGUUUGAAGAUGAUGAACAAGGUGACAAGAUGUGGCAUGGACUUGUUGGAAGAACAACGAUCAGACAAGCUUUGUGUCACAAGAACAAUCAGGUUCGUCUAGAUACGUUUGCUUUGAUUUGCGAUACAAAGAAAACUGCAGAAGUCUUGACUGAUUGCGAUUUUGAUCUGAUUAAAUUCUUUCUACCGUACAACCUGAGCAGCCACUUACCAUCCUUUAGGCAGCAGUUGAUGAUGUUAAUAAAAAAGCUUCUAAUAAGGCUACAAGACAGCGGCAGACUCCAUUACAAGAACUCUAAGACAACAAACUGCCCCAGCCAAUCAGAGUCAGCUAACAGGAUACAUGAAUAUAAGGGCUUUCUGGAUUGGUUUGUUGAGCUGCUGUUUUCAGGAUUACAGUCUGGUUCCUGUUACUCAACCAGGGUUUCAUCACUCUCGGCUCUGUCAAUUUUGAGCAAAUUUCAGUCUGGAUGUAGUUGGUAUGAUGACAGUACUAUAUUCAGUCCCAAAAAUGUUAAGCUUCUUCUAAGAUGUUUUACUGACCCUUAUGAAAGUAAUAAGGUCAUGGCCUUUAACCUCUUGGUUCCACUUACUCAAGAACAGCUUGGAAUGCAGGACCUUGGACGGCUGAAUACCCUAUAUAAAGUUGCCAUUGAGCUUGGAUGCAGCACACGUCCGCACAAUUGCGAGACUGCUUCGUUCAUGCUACGGUUCCUCAGCAGACAGCUUGAACCUGCUAUUAAGCAUAGCUCCAGUUACCAUGACAAUCUACAAGGCAUUGUGGGAGAUAUGCUUGAUUCCUUAUCAGAGCAAGUGGAGGUUGCGAACAGAAGCUUGAUAGAAGCGGCAGGGACAAGACCAAUGUACGGUGUUCUGCAUUGUGUACGAGAGCUAAUAGAAGACGUGAAUUUUCAUGAGCUUACUGUAUCAGUGACUGCCAAGUACAAGCAGCUUAUUGAUAAAUUGUUGUUGAUGUGUUACCAAGUGGCUAAGGUUGUUUCUCCUGUAGUGUGCAAUUCAUCACCAGAGGGAUAUCAUCCAGCCAAUCAGGAGCGAGAUGGUUCAGAUGUUCCACAGAUUGAUGAUGUUGCAGCAGUUGAACCGACCUAUGGGUCAAAGGUGUUAAAUGUGACUCCGCAAGCACUAUUGGUCUGUUGUUGGCGUAGCAUGAAAGAGGUGUCGCUGACGUUAGGCAAGAUAUCGCAACAGCACGAAAAAGGCCAGACACUUUUGAGUCAACAACAAGUGAAUGAAAUGGGGGAGUUUUUCAUUAAGCUUUUGUUGGAGUCAAAACACAGAGGAGCAUUUGAACUUGCGUCAGUUGGAUUUAACCAACUUUGUGUUGUUCUGUGGAGGAGUACUGUUGCUCCAUUACAGUCUUUACCGAAGAAAUGGUUGAAAGAUUUGCUGAAUGACAUCUGUGCUGGCGGAGACUUACUUUGUGCCACAAGACGCAGUGCUGGUGUGCCAUUCACUAUCCAGGCCCUGGUCACGUCUGAACCCAGCUCAUUACGAAGGCAAAGUCUACAGGAAGCUAUGGCCAUACUGCUACCACUAGUAUUCCCAGCAGAGCAGAAUGGUAAAGAAAUUACCCCACAAGUACAUGCAUUGAACAUUAUGUGUGCAUUGUUUAGAGACACAAGGCUUGGGGAGGAUGUGUAUUCGUUCAUUGCAGAUGGAAUGAGAGCUGCAAUAUUGGGUUUCAAAUCACGAUUAUGGAUAGUUCGUAAUUCCAGCACCUUGUUGUUUACAGCACUUGUGAAUCGCAUUUUUGGUGUGCGUAGAGAGACAGAAGAAUUAGCUCGCAAAAAUUGCAUGACAGGACGAGAGUUCUUUACUCGCUUUCCGAGUCUCCAUGGAUUCCUACUGGAAGAGUUAACUGCUUGCAUUGGAUCCCAAACCGGCAUGGACGCAGGAUACCUUCAGCCAAGCGUGUUUCCCAUCUUGCUCCUCCUAUCAAGAUUGUACCCAUCACCUACUGAUGGAGCAGACUCUAGUUUAAGUCUUGCACCCUUCAUUUCUAUGGUCCAGAGAUGUGGUUCAAGUGCUAUUUACAAGACACGAACGAUAGCAGCAAGAUCUCUAGCUUCUUUGAUUCCAUCUGGUGAGGUCUUGAAGAUGGUGGAGUUUCUCAUCAACUCCCUACCAAAAUGGCAGACACAGAAGCAUCACCAAAAUGAGAUCCAUGGAGUACUUUUGCAGGUACAUAUGCUCCUACAGAACCAUCUGAAGGGAAGUCAGCAGUCGUUUGUUGCCCGGCAACACAGUCUGCUUCAACAGGCUGUUGCAUCAUUCAAGAACUGCAUGUGGUUAGCCACCAGUUCAAAUCAAUGCGCUGUUACACGAGCAGAGUUCUUAAACAUCCUCAACACAUUUGUGAUGGAUUCAUCGUGGCUGCAAACACACUUCCCUGGACUAGUUCAUCAGGCUGACCUUAAAGAAUUGCAGGAGGAUGUUGUCAGAGCAGCUUCUCAUGAUGGCUCUCCUCCUCCUGAUGUGGUAUCAUUGGAUCAUGUGGCAUUAAUGCAAGCAAUCACAAACACCCACGUUUAUAGCUGUAAAUCAAAUUUUACCACAGAAUUUAGAAAACAUUUAUAUGAAAAGGAUAUUCAAGUAGAUCCACCUGAAAGCGAUAAACUGUUGUCAGACAGUAAAACUAUCUGUUGCACCUUGAAUGGCAGCUCUUGUGCAGGAACAGUGAUUCAACAUUUGUCCUCUAAUCUCUACGAAGUCAGAGUCCUUGUGUUGGAACAUAUCCUUGUAGAAUUAAAGCAUGAUUCACACUGGGGACAUGAAAGGACAUGCUUCCAGAAUGUCUGCAAGAGUAAGGACAUAUUCAAGCAGCUAGGCUUUAUGUUAGCUUCAGAAACACAUCAUGAUUGUAAAGUCAAGUUACUAGAAGUGCUUAGUCGUCAUCCGGUGGCACAUUGUUUCCCAUGGAGUCUUGGUGAUGGUCGUCAGCUAACAUGCACGCAAGCCGGGGAUUUCAUUCUGAGCUUAAUUGGUGGGGACAGUGUAAGAGAUGAUCUGGUUGGUGGCGUCCUUGCUCUCUCAAGUGUUUUGAUUCCAUUUGUAUAUGAAUCAAUGACAGAGGAUGUGGAAGCUCAACCUGGAAGAGAUUUUAUCAAAUAUGUUAUUGAGCUGAUGGACAAGAACAGUUAUGCAGAACAUACAACUCAGUUGAGACUCAGUAUAGUGCAGACACUCAACAAAACUGCCCUCUAUGUCCUCAUUGAUCAUAAAAAUCAUCUGGGUGAAGUGUCAGUGACCGCUUGGAGUGUUGUGUUGCGAUUACUGCAGGAUAGUGACUCUGAUAUUAGGUCAUCAAUGACAAAUUGUGUCCGUACUCUUGCAGAACACACGCCUUCUAUACUUUCCGAUAGUCAGUUUUAUUGGGACGUGCAUGCACGCUUGGGCCUCCAGCUAGCUGUCGAUAUGAUGAUUGACAUACAUCACUCAAAGAAUACAUGUUCCUUGUACAAGAUGAUCUUCAGCUAUGUGAUGGGAGAACCAGAAGACUUCAUUCUUGAAGAGGUUGAAGAUGAUAAACUUUUUGACAGAGGAGAAGCCAACACAAACCAUGAAGAAGUCGCGUUAUUAAAGAUCUUGCUGAAAAGUUUUACAAACCAUGCUGAUCUACACACACAUGUGAAAUCUAAGCUAGAUAGCGCCCUCUAUCACAGUUGCCAGGGGAUCGUAAAGCUGUUGGUACCCCUCUUGGAAUCACUCGACGACAUUCCACUAGUUCGACACAAAUGUCAAUAACAGGCAGUCGAAGUAGCAAUCUAUUCUUCAAUUCGGACUCAGGAAUCUUUAAUAAUAAAGAAAACCAUUACUCGUCUACUGUGAUUAUGAGCAAGAAUCUGCCCAGGGAUCGUGCACUAAGCGAGAGCGCAAAUCUGCAACAACAACCACGCAAUCACCAAGUUCAACCGAACUCGAAUGUGAAUCGCUUUAAAACCGAGAUUUGUCGUCCGUACGAAGAAACGGGGAGUUGUAAAUACGGUGAUAAAUGCCAAUUCACUCAUCUUCCUCGCAGUAUUCAACAACAACCACAACAACAGCCUACCAACUCGAGCCGAUACAAAACAGAACUUUGUCGACCUUUUGAAGAAAACGGUUCCUGUAAGUACGGAGAUAAAUGCCAGUUCGCCCAUGGAUUUCACGAAUUACGAAACUUACAAAGACACCCCAAGUACAAGACCGAACUCUGUCGCACAUUCCAUACUGUAGGAUUUUGUCCUUACGGACCGCGGUGCCAUUUUAUUCACAACCCAGAAGAGAAACGUUCGUCUGGACCUCCACCAACAAACAAGGCGAUUGACCGAGCGAUUGAGCGACCAAAGUCGUUGCAUCUUAACUCCGGAGCAUUAGGAUCGACGGGUGACUUGACACCUCCACAUAGUUUAAACGAUAGUCCAAAUCCAAUGUCGCCAGAAACGCCACUAUUUACUGAAGAUGUACUAUUGGCAGCUUUGAAUCACGUGAACUCAAAUGGAGGAGCAUUUAAUUUAGUUUCAGAUUUGAACACAAUUAUGUCGCCCAACAUGCCUCUGUCACCUCAGGUUCCACAGAGCCCAUUUAUGUACAAUCUUAAUUCCCCAUUUGCCGCAUUUACACAACAGCUUACAAUCAGUAGCGACAUCCCAGAACCCCCUGGAUUCUCAAGACACGAUAGCUCCAGCGUGUUUUUCCCCGCCGACGAGCCCAACAACAUAGGUAGUUACAGACCACCUUCUCCGCCAGAUUCUCUGUCAGACCCAGAGAGUUUGUGUGGCGAUUCCGUGACUGCAGGUUCUCCAGUAUUCACUCCUAACUCUGCCUGCAGCCCUGGUGCCACCGGACGUCUUCCCAUAUUUCGAGGCAUUUCAGUCGAUGCCGCUAGUGACCAAAUUUACAGAACGGUUCUUAGUACCGAAUAAACUCAAGGAGAUGACCUUGCUAAAAACAUGAACUACAAAACAAUUUUUUUACGAAAUAAUCUUGUUUAUCUUUGUAAUCAUAUAAAUAGCUGAAGAUAAUAUUUUAUUGUUAUUAAUAAUGUAAAUGGUAUUAAUGUUCUUGUUACGGAAGACUUUGCUCUCCAGAGGGCGUUUCUGUGCUCGUCCCAUAUUUUCCAGAAGUAAUAAUUAUUAAAACUAUUUAUUAAGUUACGGGAUGAAGAUGUUAGUUGAGGCUGUAUUGUACGUACAAACAAGUAUCUAUUUAUGUUUAUUGUAAGAUGUGUAAUUUGUUAUAUUAUUGGUGUUGCUGUGGUUUUAACACUUGGUAUUGUCUUUUCAAAACUAAUUAGUAAAAAUUGUGUCCAAUAGUUUUCAUUGUUUUGCGAAGACAUUGAUUAAAAUGCAGAGCAUUUUAAUCGAGUAUUAAUAUACGAUAUAGAGAUUUCCCAUUGUUCAAGAAGAUAGUAUAUUUAAGUUAUCCGUGUUAUUUAUUUCUCAAGAAAAUGCAUUUGUUGAGUAAAACUUUUGUCAUUUGUUUUUGAAUAUUUAUCAAUAUUAAAAUCAGAAUCAGAAACUCAUUGUCAGAAUGCGAUAAUAAUAUUAAUAAUAAUAUUAAUAAUAAUAUGUAUUGUAAUUUGUUAUAACUUGUGCUCUAUUUAGUACACUAUAUAGUUUUUGAUUAUUUAGUAUGAUAUUUAAACAAAUAUAUCCACCGCAUUCUCUUUCCGAAAAUUAAAUUUAAGUUAUUCAUGUAAAUCGUGUGUAAAUAUAGAUUGGUGGCUUCAAGUUUGUGUUAUAAAGUAACCGCUUCCCAUUAACUACUCUGCUACUGGUUACUUCUGUUAUUUUAUUGAUGUGUGUGUUUGGAUAAACGACAAAAAUAUGUAUAAAUGUACAUAAAAUUACGUAAAACAGCUGUAAUGUAAAGUUGUUAUCGAUGAUAAUGUUCAAAUAUCAGUCAAGUGCAAGCAAAGAAAUUUUUAAAUAUUUGCGUUAAUUAAAUUAUUUUGUACACUUUUAUUUUAUUUACUUAAUCGUGUGGUAACUAGUUGUACGCGUAUGCGUGCUACGCACGAACUUAGCAACUCUACUUAAUAAAUUAAUAAUAAACGGUACGGGGAAUUUGGAACCGUCGAAACGGGUAGUGUUAACGAGAUAGGACGUUGUCUCCAAGCCUCGUUAAAAAAAGCUUCCUAAUCUAUGCAGGUUUUAAAGUACUGUACUUGAUGUUUAGUGCCUUUAUAUAUACAAACAUUUAAAUUAUAUUCAUUUACACAAAGUGUGGACGUUAUCAGAAAGAAUUAAACUGAAGCAUUUUUGACAAAUAUCGGUAUUUAGUAUUUUUAAAGACAAAUGUUACGAUAUUAUUAACAUUACUCGAAUUAAUGACAAUUUAUCUUGUAGUUGGUUCCAGUUUUAAAACUAUGCAAACUUAUUACUUAGCAGCUUAGCCUGCCAAUGUUCUCAAUAUUGAAUGAAAUAUCUGAAUUUGUGUACGUUGAAUAUAUAUUUUGAAACCAACCAAAAGAUUGCGUUAACAGUUCUUAUCGUCUAGUUGUCGACUUUAGAUCCACUCUAUUUGCGUGUGGGUCGUUUUUUAUGUGCAAAUUAAUAAUCUUUCGUACGUCGAAAGAUCACUUUCUUAUGUGUUCAAUAAAUUAAAUAAAACCGUUAAAAAACCAAACUUCGUAUACGAAGAUAUUAGUAUUUUAGUAACGACAAUUUGGUUUGUCAUUUAUAUGUAUUCAUACUAGGCAUGAGAUAAUAUGAGAGAUGGUGCAUUUGAGUGAGUUAAGGUUUCAAAGAGUACGUGGAAAAAUAAAGAGUUCGCCAAAGCAAAUAUAAAACAUUGAA
Molecule: messenger RNA, 7130 nt
Organism: Anneissia japonica
Lineage: Eukaryota; Metazoa; Echinodermata; Crinoidea; Comatulida; Comatulidae
Product: thyroid adenoma-associated protein homolog
Biological process (GO): tRNA methylation
Cellular component (GO): cytosol
Molecular function (GO): metal ion binding
Source: RefSeq, a predicted model, not a curated record